Molecule: messenger RNA, 747 nt
Organism: Lactuca virosa
Lineage: Eukaryota; Viridiplantae; Streptophyta; Magnoliopsida; Asterales; Asteraceae
Source: the annotation of a GenBank genome assembly
AUGGUUUUGGUUCUCGAUGGUGCUGCGGUGUUCAUCGGCUGGAAAGUGAGGCUUUCCAAUAUAACCUUACAAAAAAGAUACGCUUUCUUCAUCAUCCUUUCUAUUCCUAGGCUUUCUUCUUCAUCUAGGGUUUUUGUGAGUUCUGUUUUCUAUGUAGGUUAUUCUACAUUGCGAGUCUCUGUGCUCUUUUUUACAGAAAUAUUUAAAAAGACGAUACAAAAGCAUGGUCUAAGUGGUGGUGUAAUUUCUCUCAGGGAAGAGUACUCUUUUAAAGAGUCGAGGAUGGCUGCUAGAUCAAGAAACACCUGUUGUACAUAUGCAAUUAGAAAAUUGAAGAGAUUGUCUAUUACAAUCCUAUCAUAUGCUUUUUGUUAUAUAGGUAUAGGGUUAUCAGGUACAAUGGCAGGAUAGUUACCUAAAACUGAUGUUUUCUUGGCUACAAGAAAUUUUGGAUCAAUGUAUUUCUUACAUCAGCUACAAGGUUGAUUGGUUGAACAUAGACCAUAAAAAUUUCCUAUGGAAAAUAGAUCCCUUGCAAAUGAAACAUCGGGUGGAAUUGGUUUCUCUAUUAGUUGGUUAAACGAGGUCUAAUGUUCUUUUACUUAACUGGUGUUGGGGUCAGGUUUCCUAUUAAUCAUUGUGUAGAUAUGUGAUAUAACAAUAAUGUAUUUAAUUUUCUUUUCAUUUUAUGUGUGUUUUUGUUGUUUAUUAUUCAAUAUUAAAUUAUAUUGGAAGAAGAGAAUAGAA